GGAUGUUGCGGAACAUCCGAAUUUGGAAAAAGCUGUCGACGAGGAUGGGAUUCGAACCCACGCGUGCAGAGCACAAUGGAUUAGCAGUCCAUCGCCUUAACCACUCGGCCACCUCGUCAGCUGCUGUCACCGUGUGGAGAAAUUGCUCUUCAUCACCGGCGGUAAAUCUCAGAUUGAAGAUGGUGGACUCCCAGUACUACCUGCCAAAUGACAUUGGUAUCGCUGCACUUGAUUGUUGCGAGGCCUUCCGACUGCUUUCACCAAGGGAACGGAUGUAUGCCCACCACCUGUCACGUGCAGCCUGGUAUGGUGGUCUGGCUGUGCUGCUGCAGACGUCACCGGAGUCGGCAAACAUCUUUGUCCUGCUCCAGAGAAUUUUCCGGAAGCAGACGCCUGCUCAGCUGGAACAGGUCGCAACAGCAGUAGGACUCAGCUCUGAGGAGUACCUGGCCUUUUUGGUGUAUGCAGCUGGUCUGUAUGCCAACAUGGGGAACUACAAAUCCUUUGGAGACACCAAGUUCAUCCCAAAUCUGCCCAAGGACAAGCUGAAAGCUCUGGUUUGGGCCAGCCAGGCAUUUCAGGAUCAACCUGGUGAGAUGGAGGCUCUGUGGAACAGCUGCUCCUGUCCCCUGUACUCCCUGGAAGACAGACAGAAACAGCUGGGGCUGGGCGACAAGGGCAUUACCACCUACUUCUCAGGGAACUGUGGUCUGGAGGACGCUGAGCUGGCUCAGAAGUUCCUCGACUCGCAAAACCUGUCUGCCUACAACACUCGUCUGUUCAAGAGGGAGAACGGAGGGAAAGCCUGCUAUGAGGUCCGCUUGGCGUCAGCCGUGCAGAAAGAUUGUGCAAUGGAUGGAGAGAGCGACUCGCACUGUGGCAACUUCAACUUUGAAGAAAAAGAGUUCACAGUGAAAAGGGGAGACUAUGCUCCCCUCAUGGAGAAAGUCAGCUACUACGUCCAACAGGCACAGGCCCAUGCUGCCAACGACAACCAGAAAAAGAUGCUGGAGGAAUACAGACGUAGCUUUACCUUUGGCUCGAUUGAAGCCCAUAAAGAGGGCUCACGCUACUGGAUCAAAGACAAGGGACCAAUCGUAGAGAGUUAUAUAGGUUUCAUAGAGAGCUACAGAGAUCCAUUUGGCUCCAGGGGAGAGUUUGAAGGGUUUGUGGCGGUUGUGAACAAGGCGAUGAGCGAGCGUUUUGCCAAGCUGGUGAGCUCAGCAGAAAUCCUGCUCCCUGAGCUGCCGUGGCCCAGGGACUUUGAAAAGGACAUUUUCCUCAAACCGGACUUCACAUCCCUGGAUGUCCUCACCUUUGCUGGCAGUGGAAUACCAGCUGGCAUCAACAUCCCAAACUAUGAUGACAUUAGACAGUCAGAGGGCUUCAAAAACGUGUCGCUAGGCAACGUGCUUGCUGUAGCUUAUGCUACACAAAAAGACAAACUCACCUUUCUGGAGGAGGAGGACAAGGAUGUGUAUAUAAAGUGGAAAGGCCCAUCAUUUGAGGUGCAGGUUGGACUUCAUGAGCUGUUGGGCCAUGGCAGUGGCAAGCUGUUUGUCCAGGAUGACAAGGGCAAGUUCAACUUUGACCAGAGCAAAGUGAUCAACCCGGAGACCGGGGAACAGGUGUCCAGUUGGUAUCGGGGCAGUGAGACCUGGGAUAGUAAAUUCUCCACCAUUGCCUCUUCGUAUGAAGAAUGCCGUGCUGAAUGUGUUGGGCUCUACCUCUGUCUCAACCAGCAAGUACUCAGUAUCUUCGGCCAUGAAGGUCAGGAUGCAGAGGACGUGGUGUACAUCAACUGGCUGAACAUGGUCCGAGCCGGCCUGCUGGGCCUGGAGUUUUACACACCAGAAAGCAAGAGCUGGAGACAGGCCCACAUGCAGGCUCGCUUUGUGAUCCUGCGUGUGUUGCUGGAGGCCGGGGAGGGCCUGGUGGGCCUCGAGGAGAUGACAGGACAGGACGGCAGGCCUGAUGCUCGGAUCACACUGGACCGCAGCAAGAUCCACACUGUGGGCAAGAACGCCAUCCACAGGUUCCUCUGCAAACUGCAGGUGUUCAAGUCGACAGCGGACGUGGAGGGCGGCCGGGCUCUCUACGACAGCUACUCAGCUGUCAGCGACGGUGGCUCUCACAACUUCCUGCGUCUCCGGGAGACGGUGCUGCUGAGGAAGGAAGCUCGCAAGAUGUUUGUCCAGGCCAACACCAGAAUUAACGGGGACAGUGUAGAGCUGGUGGAGUAUGAGGGCAGUGCGGCAGGCUUGAUUCGCUCCUUCAUUGAGCGUUUCCAAGAAGACGCAGAGCAGCUGGAAGCUGACCUGUUGGAGCUGAACAAAAGAGACGCCCCCUGCUGGUGCUGUUAAUGGUGCUGCCUUUGAGAAUACCAACUGAUAUCUUUUUUUUUUAUAUGCAUAUACCAUAUGUGAAAGUAAGCUGAACUUUUUAAGGGUUAAUUCACCACAAAAAACUGCAAAAGCACCAUUAUCUAUUUAGGAGACAUCUCUGAUGAAACUGAAUGAAAGGUUGUAGUGUAAACGAAGCAAUAGCCCUGGAACAAAUCUGCUAUAGACAUCAGCCAAAAUUUCCCAGCCACAGUGUUGGUCCAACAUCAGGUCUGCCUUUGAUAAAUAAUAGAAUCACUGUAGGAUUAUGAUUGAAUCAAAUGAAGGAGCUAACAAAUAAUGCUACACCAUCACUUUUAGAUGCUUUCGGGAAGACUAGUUAUUAAAUAAUGGAAGAUUCACAGCUUUGAAAUGUUGUCCAAGAUAACACUGCCUGGAGUUGGAAAGAAAAGAGGUGAACAUCUAUAGUUGUCUCUCUCUUUCUGACCAAUCCACAAACCUUUACAUACUGUAUCAACAAUUACAUGUUUUGUUUUGUCUAAACUCAAGAUAAGAAUAAGGCAUGGGUUGAAUUUUACAAUGAACUUUCUGGGAGUUUUGAGCUUUGCAGCUUGGUCAUAAAGCGAGUUAUUAGUUCCACCAUAUUGCUGGAUAACGUUUGGACCAGCUCAUUUUUGCUGUUGCCUAGUUCCCCCGCUACUUCAACGUUGGGUGUAAGACAUGAUGUUAAUUAGAAAGCAAAAGAAUAUGAUCUUGUGCUGAGCGGUUCAUCUUUGCAGGUCAGUAAACCUAAAUAGGCUUUUUCUUUCCAUGGAGAUAAAGAGAUCUUUGAUGACUUGACCAUACAUGAUUAUGCUGUCUCUGGUAGGCAUCAACCAGCUCUAUAUGUAACAAACUUGAUGUAUUGAAUCUGCACAAAUAAAAAUUGUUUGAUAAGA
This is a messenger RNA of Myripristis murdjan (pinecone soldierfish), 3280 nucleotides long. It is a transcript of the gene dpp3, whose product is annotated as dipeptidyl-peptidase 3. Gene Ontology annotation, cellular component: cytoplasm. The record is from RefSeq and is a predicted model, not a curated record. The transcript has 19 exons. Gene Ontology annotation, biological process: proteolysis. The coding region runs from base 3 to 2363 and encodes 786 amino acids. Gene Ontology annotation, molecular function: dipeptidyl-peptidase activity; metalloexopeptidase activity. Lineage: Eukaryota; Metazoa; Chordata; Actinopteri; Holocentriformes; Holocentridae.